Fulvia fulva is the source of this 4392-nucleotide messenger RNA. Its product is annotated as Actin cytoskeleton-regulatory complex protein pan1. Gene Ontology annotation, biological process: endosomal transport; endocytosis. Gene Ontology annotation, cellular component: plasma membrane; cytoplasm. Bases 1 to 4392 code for a protein of 1463 amino acids. The transcript is spliced from 2 exons. The record is from RefSeq and is a predicted model, not a curated record. Gene Ontology annotation, molecular function: calcium ion binding; actin binding. NCBI's taxonomy places the organism in Eukaryota, Fungi, Ascomycota, Dothideomycetes, Mycosphaerellales, Mycosphaerellaceae.
AUGUUCUCCGGCUCUAACUCAUAUCUCGGCGGCGGCCCCAGUGGUCGGCCUGGCCAGCAACAAUACGGCCAGCCGCAGCAAUUCGGAGGACAGCAGCAGCAACAGCAGCCGCAGUAUGGCCAGCAACAGCCUCCCUACGCCCAACCACCUCUCCAGCAGCAAUACACCGGCUUCCCGCAAGCUGGCCUGCAGCCUCAAGCGACCGGCUUCCCCGGACAGCAGCCUCAGCAGUUCCAGCAACAGCAGCAACCGCAACCGCAAUACUCGGGCUUCCAACAGCCACAGCCAACAGGCUUCCAGCAGCCUCAACCUGCGGGCUUCCAGCAGCCUCCGCAACAGCAACAACCUCAGAUCCAGGUCGCGCAGCCAACUGGGUUUCAGCAAGGCCAGCAGAAUGCCUUCCAGCAACAACAACCUCAGCAGCCGAUGCGACCCCAGGCAACAGGCAUGACCAGCAAUGACAUGGCCAACUCCUUCCGAGGCAUCUCGUCAGCACCGACACCAUCCGCGCCGGCACCGAAAUCAGGCAACAAGAUCCCCAGCAUCCGGCUGAGCUUCAUCACGGCGCAAGAUCAGGCCAAGUUCGAGCAGCUGUUCAAGAGCGCGACCGGAGGCGAUCAGGCAUUGAGCGGAGAAAAGGCAAAGGAUCUCUUGAUCAGGAGUAAGCUGGAUGGUAAUAGCUUGGCCCAAGUAUGGACACUGUCGGAUACCACAAAGUCGGGCCAGCUGCUCUUCCCAGAGUUCGCGCUGGCCAUGUACCUCUGCAACCUGAAACUGACGGGCAAGGAUGUGCCGUCAUCUUUGCCUGAGAAGAUUCGCAACGAGGUAUCGAGCAUGGUGGACAUUAUAUCGUUUGGCGUGGGAGAUGAAGGUCCAGCUCCGACUCCCAGCAGCAAUGCGCCCAACUUCAAUGAGCUUCCGAAGAUCCAGCAGCCACAAGCGCAGAACCCGAGCAAUCAGCAGCUGUUGACCCAGCUUACAGCGACACCGACUGGCUUUCAGGUUCCACAAGCGACUGGCUUUCAGCAACAACAGCCCACAGGGUUGCAGCCACAACAGACUGGAUACCCUGGAGGCAUGCCACAAGCACAGGGCUACACUGGACCACGCCCGCCAAUGCCUCCUAUGCCGACCGGGAUGGGCCAGAACUUGUCUCCAGGCUUUGGUCUUGCGCCUCAGCAGACUGGGUUCGGUGGUGGUCCAAUGGCCGCUCCGCUGAACGCACAGCCGACUGGACGACCAGGUCAGUGGGGUCUUGUCAAUGCACCAGCUAGUGGUCUGCCAAACCUGCAAGCACUUCAACAACAGAUGAUGCCGCAGCCAGGUAGAGAAGCAGGCUUCACCACACAAGGUCUCCGAGGAAAUGCCACUGUGCCGUGGGCUGUCACCAAGGACGAGAAGAAGAUCUACGAUGACAUGUUCAAGGCUUGGGAUGGUUUCGGUAAGGGUUACAUAACAGGCAACCAAGCACUGGAGAUCUUCGGGCAGUCUGGCUUGGAGAAGGCUGAGCUUGAGCGAAUAUGGACACUGAGCGACCCGCACAACAAGGGUCGGCUCAAUCUUGACGAGUUCGCAGUCGCAAUGCAUUUGAUCUAUCGACGACUGAACGGCUACCCUGUGCCUAACACGCUCCCAGCCGAGCUGAUCCCACCCUCGACGCGAAACAUCGAUUCGAGCAUCGGCACGAUGAAGAACCUCCUCAGUCAGGAUGCGCAGACGAGGAAGUCCACGGGUGCUUUCUUGCAGCCACAGCGCACGGGCGUCAGCUACAUGAAGUCUCGAUCCUUCCAAGCGAACGGCACACCUGGUCGCAAGGAUGCCACGGUCUUCAAGAACAACGACGACGAUGUCGGAUAUCGCUCAUCCGCUAGACGACGAGUGGGCGAGAAUGGCAGGAGCUCUUCGCCGGCCCAGAGCGACACGAGCAGCAUCACUGCGGACGAGAUGAGCAUCGACCAGCUCAAGAAGACGAUCAGAGAGAAGCAAGUUCUGCUUGAUGCCAUGGACUUUGAAGACGAGGGCAAUGCUGAUGAAGAGGAUGCACUGGAUCGUAAAGAUCGCAAAGAGAGUGAAGAGCUGUUUAGACGCAUCCGAAGGAUACAAGAGGAUAUCGACAGUCAUCCAAGCAGCGCUUUCAAGACUGGCGAUUCUGAUGCGGAAAGGCGAGCGUUACAGAGACAACUUCGUGGUCUUCAGGAUCGCCUGCCAGAGCUUGCGAGCCAUGUGCGAAGGUGCGAGAAGGCCAUUGCGGAUGCUCAGCUGGAGCUGUUUAGACUCAAAGAUGCCAAGGCAAACCCAUCCUCUGCUGCUGCCAUCGUCGGGACUGGACCUGGAGGCGCAGUGACUGAGAGCGAUCGUUUAAAGGCAAGAGCCAAGGCUAUGAUGCAGAAACGUUCCGCCGCACUCGCUGGCAAGAAAGUCGACGAUGGCGAUGAUGGUUCCGGCGCUGCCGCCAGACUCGAAGAGGAGCAGAGGCGCGUGUCUCGUGAGCGCGAAGACAACGAAAAGAUGGUCCGCGAUGUGGAAGAGAGUGUCACCGAGUAUAGCAAAGGUCUUGAAUCGAGUCUCAAGGAAGGUGGUGAGAGUGCCUCAGAUGAGCACGAGCGAAGGAGAUGGGACGACGGUCUGGGCGUCGAAGACGAAGUCAAAGAUUUCAUCUUCGACCUGCAGCGUAGCUCGAGGUCUGCACGUGUGCGCAACGAAGAGAAAGCGCAGCCUCGAGCAAGCGCGAGAGAGCCAGUGCAGGAUGACAGCCGGACUAACACACCAGUGUCUCGAACUGACAGUCCAGCUUCGAGUAGAGCAGCGGCGUCGACACCUCAAACUUCUGGCUCAUCAUACUCCAGCUACCGCACUGCAGAAGAGCGGGCGGCCUUUAUCAAGCAGCAAGCUGAACAACGCAUGGCUGAACGACUGGCCGCGCUGGGUCUCAAAGCUCCGGCUAAGAGUGGAGAAUCAGCUGCACAGCGCGCCGAGCGUGAGCGCAAAGAACGGGAAGACCGGUUACGUCAAGCUGAAGAAGAGGACGCGAAACGGGAGCAAGAAAGGCAGGCUCGUCUUCGGGGCGAAUCUGUCGCACCUCCAACUCCUGCAGGUUCUGCUGGCAAGCCGAAGCCGCCACCACCUGCGCCAAGAAAGAAAAGGAGCGAGAGUCUGCAGGGUCAGGAUCAGGCCAACUCUGAAGCCAAGCGUGCGGAACAAGAGAUCAAGGAACAGGCCCUGAAGGAACAACAAGCGGCGAUGGCCAAGGAGACCAAUGACAUGGAGCACGAGGAGGCACGACAGGAACGCGAGUUGCAGAAGCAGCGUGAAGAAGCGGAGGCGUCUCUGAAAGCACUUGAAGAACAAGUCAAGGCUGGCAAAGUCAAGAAGGCAGAGGAGAAGAAGCGGAGAGAGGCUUCCAAGAAGGAGGCGCAGGAGAAAGAGUCUCGCUUGGCCGCACAGCGGGCUGAGAUUGAAGCUGCGAAGGAGAAGGAGCGACAACUUCGACUGCAGCUCGAGAGCAUGGGCGAUGAUGACUCGAGCGAUGAUGACGACGUUGAGCGGAACACCCCUACAGAGAGCACGCCUACACAAAGCAUGGAGCUGCCAAGAGUCCAGGAACCACCAAGCUCGCCCCCGGUAGCACCACCUCUGCCCUCUGCAGCAGCUCCUCCGCCCCCUCCAAUGCCAGGCUCUUUUGACACAGGCAUGCCGAGUCCAGCGGUGUCUGUCACGAGCCCACCGAGCGAGUCGAAGAAUCCCUUCUUCAAGUGCAUGAACCAGCAGCCGGCCGCAUCACCAGCAGCAACCUCGCCUGAAGCUGAGAAGAAGGUCGACACAAACCCAUUCCACCGCCUCACGCAGCAAGACUUAGUCAAUCAACAGGCUCUGCCAGACCCAGCCGCACCACCGAGCCGCAAGACAGCCAAGCCUGCUGAUGAGGAUGACUGGUCUGUUGUCGACUCGUCAGACGACGAUGACUACGAAGACCAACCUCAAGGCGGCUCUGCAAAACAGCUAGCCUCCAUCCUCUUCGGCACCAUGGCUCCUCCUCGACCUCUUUCAGCAAUGGAUAGCCCAACAACAGCGUCCGGACCCAACUCCCCAGCACCAGGCAAGGACCGAAUCGCCAGCCCACCGCCUCCACCACCGAUGCCCAACUCUGGCGCACCACCUCCACCACCUAUGCCAAACAUGGGCGCACCUCCUCCGCCGCCUAUGCCAGACAGUGGUGCGCCGCCGCCACCUCCUGGCCCUCCGCCUCCACCGGCACUUCCAGCGGGACCGCCUGCUGGUGGUGGAGGGAUGGAUCGCAGUGGAUUGCUGGGGCAGAUUCAGGCCGGGAAGGGGCUGAAGAAGACUGUGACUAAAGAUCGUAGUACGGCGACUACUGCGGGCAGGGUGCUUUAG